Molecule: messenger RNA, 1500 nt
Organism: Punica granatum (pomegranate)
Lineage: Eukaryota; Viridiplantae; Streptophyta; Magnoliopsida; Myrtales; Lythraceae
Source: RefSeq, a predicted model, not a curated record
AUGUUGAAGGCUCAAGAGAUUAAUUGGUCUAAAUACCGUAUUGAUGUCGAGGAUGUGAUGACAUUAUCAUCGCUUGCCCUUAAAAUCUUUCGUCAGAAUUAUUUUGAUGAUGAGACCUUUCAUAUCAAUAUACCUACAAGAAACCAAGACACUUUUAUUAGGCGUGGCUAUUAUGGGGGUCAUGUUGAUGUCUAUAAGCCCUAUGGUGAGAAUCUUUACUGUUAUGAUGUGAACUCAUUAUAUCCUUAUAUUAUGAAAUCCUAUCCUAUGCCUUGUGGUAUACCAGUCUGGAAGAAUAAUUUGGAGCGCGUUGGAUUGGAUAGCUUGUUUGGCUUUAUUGAGGCCUAUGUUGUAUGUCCUACUAAUAUAUCACGUCCAUUCUUGCCCUAUAAGGAUCAAUCUGGUACUUUACUCUUUCCUACAGGUAAAUUCAUUGGAGUCUUUUAUAGCGAAGAGUUGAAGUUUGCACGCGAUUUAGGUUACCAUGUAAUUCCUCUUAGGGGUUAUUUGUUUGAGAAGAAGUCAAGUCCUUUCGAAGGCUUCAUCUCAAACCUUUAUGAAAGCAGACUAGAAGCCAAGAAAGCUGGUGAUGAAGCUAUGACAUAUAUUUAUAAGAUUCUAAUGAACUCCCUAUAUGGUAGAUUUGGUAUGAAUCCUGAAAGUACAGUAACAGAGAUCUGCAAUCAAAAGAAAUAUGAAGAAUUGAUGAAGAUGGAUAAUUUUCAAUCUGCAGAGAAGCUUACCGAUCAUUACUAUAUUGUCAAUUACAUUAGCAAUAGUAGCUUUGCUGACGACGAUGACUGGAAAUCUCCUAAGAUGUCGGCUGUUCAAUUGGCUGCUGCUAUCACUGCAUGUGCUCGUAUUCAUAUGUACCCAUACAUUUCCAGACCUGACUGUUACUAUACUGAUACUGACUCAAUAGUUCUAGGAAGUCCUCUUCCUGACGAUUUUAUCUCUUCCAUUGAAUUGGGUAAGUUUAAACUCGAAUACCAUGUCAAGAGAGGAAUCUUCUUAGCACCUAAAAGUUAUAUGUUAGACAUAGAAGAUGAUAGACAAAUUAUAAAACACAAAGGUCCAGCUAAAGAUUUUGUCACAUCUGAAUGGUUUCAAAAGCAAUUAGCAGAUCUAUCUCUAACGGGUCAGUUCCCCACUUUAGCUAAUUUCAGAAUAGAUUGGAAAAAACUCCAGAUUGGAAAAAAAGAUAUGCUCCUAAAACUAGGACUACCACAGAGUAAUAAAAGAGAGAAUGUCUAUGAUUCAAAUAAUGUCUGGAUAGACACACGACCUAUAGAUGUAAUAGACAUAAGAAGUCAAGAUGCUAAUACUAUUUUAAAAUAUGAACUAUUGAAGAAAAAUGAAGAAUCAGUCAGUCAGUCCACUACUGAAGGUCAAAAGACCACUACUCUUCAACCCACUCUCUACAAAACCAAGGAUGAGGCUAAGAAGGCUAAGAAGGACAAUGACAAUAGCUCACCCUAUAGACCAAAACCAGAUGAAUAA